This is a messenger RNA of Scutellospora calospora, 1996 nucleotides long. NCBI's taxonomy places the organism in Eukaryota, Fungi, Glomeromycota, Glomeromycetes, Diversisporales, Gigasporaceae. The record is from the annotation of a GenBank genome assembly.
AUGAUAUAUCUUGUACUUCCUUGGUUGUGGCUACCCGUCUCUAAAGCUGGGGUACUUACGCGAAUAAAAUCUUUUUUACAAAUAACAUUCAAAAAUAGUAAUGAGGGAUAUAAAAAUGUUCUAACUGAUAACCAUAUUGAUAUUUGUAAAUUAUCUGAUUCAUCCAAAGAUUGUGGAUACUUUGGUAUAACAAAAGAACAAUGUGAGGCGCGAUUCUGCUGUUGGAAACCUUUAAAUGAUUCCAAUGCAAAUUGGUGCACCUUUAAAAAAGGUCCUGAAUAUACGUGUAACGUUGAUCCUUCUACGAGAGUGGAUUGUGGAUAUCUCGGAAUACAAAAGGAUGAAUGUGAAAAUAGAUUGAAUUGUUGCUGGGAUCCAAGGGAAGAUGCUAUUGGUGUGAAUUAUUGCUUUUAUAGAGCAAGACCUUGUAGCGGUUAUAAAGUUAUCAAUUCAAAAAUAUCCGAAAGGUAUUUAAACGGUGAUUUAGAAUUGAGGGGACUUGGCUGCCGUAACUAUGGUCCUGACCAGAGGAAGCUCAAAUUUUUUGUUGAGCAUCAAACUGCAAAUCGAUUACAUUUAAAAAUAUUUGAUCCUGCAAAAUCAAGAUAUGAAAUCCCCGAAUAUAUUGUUCCAAUAUCAUCAAUCGAAUCAAUUAAAAGUGAUCCUCUUUAUCAAUUUUCUUAUAAAGACGAUCCAUUUACAUUUUCGGUUACGCGUGUAUCAACCCAAGAACAAAUCAUAAAUACUGACGUAUCUGGGGUAGAUUCACUCGUGUUCGAAGAACAGUAUUUAGAAAUAACAUUUGAACUACCGCAUGAUCCUUACAUAUUUGGACUUGGUGAAGUAGUUAGACCUUUGCGAAGGGAUCCACGUGGUACUUUCCAAACUUUAUGGAGCAGAGACGCGGCGACGCCUCGUAACGAAAACAUAUAUGGUACACAACCAUUUUAUGUGGAUGUACGAAAUGGUACUGCGCAUGGCGUUUUUCUACGAAACUCUAAUGGAAUGGAUGUGACAAUAACUCCAGGGAAUCCUCCUAAAUUGACUUGGAAAGUUAUUGGAGGUGUGUUAGAUUUUUAUUUCUUUCUUGGGCCAACUCCUGCAGAUGUGAUCGCACAAUACACAGAGUUGGUAGGAAGACCUGCCAUACCACCAUAUUGGGCUCUCGGUUAUCAUCAGUGCCGAUGGGGAUAUCACAAUUUAUCCACCCUAUAUCAUGUUGUUUCUGAAUUUAAAAACCACAAUAUUCCUCUUGAAACAAUUUGGAACGAUUUAGAUUACAUGGAAGGGUUUAAAGAUUUUACUUGGAAUUCUAUCAAUUAUCCACGAGAAGAAACUGCAAAAUUCGUAAAUAUGUUGCAUGAAAAUGAUCAACAUUAUGUGGUCAUAGUUGAUCCCGGUAUAAAAAUUGAGCGUGGAUAUUGGCCAUACGAAGAGGGUGUUAACAGAGGCAUUUUUAUAAAGAAUGCAAGAGAAGAAGAUUUAGUCGGUCAAGUUUGGCCUGGAUUAACUCAUUUUCCUGAUUGGUUUAACAAAGAUACUGAAAAAUAUUGGGGUGAUGCUAUCGAGAGAUGGUUACAUACUGUUGAUGUUGACGGAUUAUGGAUUGAUAUGAAUGAGCCAGCAAGUUGGUGUAAAGGUGAAUGCACAGACAGUAAUUUUGUAAAACCAACUUUACCGAAUAGUCUGACAAAUGAUAUUCAGCAACAUGAUGAUAUACCUCUAUUUAUCCCAAAUAACGAAUCCGUUUCAAUUAAUACCACGGUUGAUUCUUUGAAUCUAAAUGAACCACCGUAUAGAAUUGACAAUGGUGCUGCGAGACUACCAUUAGAUUCACUUACAUUAUCUAUGGAUGCGCGACAUGCAAAUGGGUUUGUAGAAUAUGACGUUCACAAUUUAUUUGGGCAUAUGGAAGCGAUGACAACAUGGAAAGUAUGGAAUGAAAGAUUUGGGAAAGGCAAGAGACCAUUUAUUAUCACAAGAUCAACUUUUGCUG